This is a messenger RNA of Aphanomyces astaci, 2047 nucleotides long. RefSeq lists its product as hypothetical. The transcript is spliced from 5 exons. The record is from RefSeq and is a predicted model, not a curated record. Gene Ontology annotation, cellular component: cytoplasm; nucleus. Lineage: Eukaryota; Oomycota; Saprolegniomycetes; Saprolegniales; Verrucalvaceae. Bases 21 to 1880 code for a protein of 619 amino acids. Gene Ontology annotation, molecular function: mRNA binding.
CGCAAAGUGACGUGUGGACGAUGGGGUCGCCUCGGCAGCAGCAGCAGCAGGCGCGUGGGAAUGAGGUGGACAAUGCGUACCGCAGCAAUGGAGAUCGUGGUGGUUAUGGUGGCGGUGGUGGGAAGAUUAGGGAGUAUCCAAAGCAUAGAUCGCAGCACAUGGCGUCUGCAGGGCCGUACCACAGCAGCCCGCAACGAGGGUCAUCCUACGGUGGUGGUGGUGGUGGUGGUUGGCCCCAGCCACAUGAAGAACGGGGGCGGUAUCAAUCGAACGCAUCGGCUCCUGAUGUAGGUAGUUCCGCAGGGCAUGCCGCGCGGGACAGUGGUCGUCGGGUGUAUGUGGGGAACUUGUCGUGGGACGUCAAGUGGAUGAAUCUGAAGGAUCACAUGCGCAGAGCGGGGGAAGUGGAUCACUGCGAUGUCUUGGUGGAAGCGACUGGUCGAUCGAAGGGAUGCGGCUUGGUCACAUAUCGCACGGUGGAGAUGGCUAGAGAGGCCAUUCGGACGUUGACGGAUACGGAGCUGAUGGGGCGCAAGAUUUUCGUGCGGGAAGACCGGGAGGACGGAGCGAUGGGGCCGCCACCGCCGGCUUCGUCGUCGUUGCCGUUCGCUGGGAACGGAGGGGGGUACCCUUCGCAGAGUGGAGGACGCCCGAGUCCGUAUUCCAGUGGAGGUGGGCCCCCGCAGGCAGGGGGGCCAAUCAAAACGUCACGGGUGUACGUGAGCAACCUGUCGUGGAGUGUCAAGUGGCAGGAGCUCAAGGACUUUAUGAAACAAGCGGGCAACGUCAUCCAAGCCGAUGUGUUGGAAGAGCCCAGUGGUCGGUCCAAGGGAUGCGGGUUGGUUGAAUUUGACUGUCCGGAAGCCGCCGAACGGUCCAUCCGUAUGUUCAACGACACGCAGUUUGGCGACCGCAAGGUGUUCAUCCGGGAGGACCGAGAAGCGACUCGCAGACCGGGCAGCAGUCUCCGUCCUCCUCCAUCGGGGUUUCCUAGGGGGGGUGGCGGCCCACCUCCCUCGCGCGGCGCCGACCGGGGGCCCCCUCCUCGGUUUGAAAGCGGCCCGUCAUCUGGUCGAGGAUUCGACGUAGCGCCUCAAAGGGGUUAUGAUGUUCCCCCAUCCAGGGGCUAUACUUCCUCUGCACCCCCUUCCAGGGGAUACGAAUCUUCUGCCCCGUCGAGGGGAUUUGAUGCUGCUCCCCCUUCGAGAGGAUAUGACGCUGUUGUCCCUCCUUCGAGGGGAUAUGAUUCUACCACCCCUUCCAGAGGAUUUGAUGCUGGACCUAGCUCCCGAGGGUAUGACGGGGGUUCGCGAGGUUACGACCCGUACAACGCCCCUGCUGCAUCGACUUCUCAGCGCUUUGACAACAACCCCCCUCCCCGCAGCUACGACGUGUACGACCCUCCCAGCGUGGCGCCGCUUUCUCGUCCACGCUACGACAGCGCUCCUCUCUCUCGUGAGAAUCCUGGUGGAUUCGAAGCCUAUGAACCUGCUUUCGUCCCGCCGACUCGGGGACCUUCCGCGUACUCUUCGCCGCCAAGGGAUGGACGGCCUUCCGCGUACGACCAGCCCAGUCGCGGGUAUGAGCCCAGGUCAUCGUACCCCCCGUCGUCGUCGUCGCCUCCUCUUGCCACGUCCAAGUUGUUUGUGGGAAAUGUUCCGUUUGAUGUGUCAUGGCAAGACAUGAAAGACUUGUUUCGAUCGGUGGCCAAUAUUGACCAUGUGGAGAUUCCGUCCGCCGCCGACGGCCGCGCCAAAGGAUAUGCGCUGGUGCAAUGCUCGUCCAUUUCUGAUGCCCAAGCAGCCAUAGCAAGACUGCACAACUCGGAGUUUAAGGGGCGAUACUUGGAAGUGCGGAUGGACCGGCCUCGAUUCGGUUAACACUCAAGCGUUGUCAUUGUCGAUAUCCCCUGCCAACAAGAUGGUUUCCAACAGGGCGCGAAAUCGCUUGCGGGCCUACGAGGACAGGUUAAUCGGACGAGUAGGAGGGAAUAGCAGUUAUAGUAGUAGUAAGCACAUACCAAAUACCCCCGAACAAAUGCUUGCAA